This is a messenger RNA of Eriocheir sinensis (Chinese mitten crab), 1737 nucleotides long. Its product is annotated as peroxiredoxin 1-like. Gene Ontology annotation, biological process: cellular response to stress; cell redox homeostasis; hydrogen peroxide catabolic process. Bases 193 to 789 code for a protein of 198 amino acids. Gene Ontology annotation, cellular component: cytosol. NCBI's taxonomy places the organism in Eukaryota, Metazoa, Arthropoda, Malacostraca, Decapoda, Varunidae. Gene Ontology annotation, molecular function: thioredoxin peroxidase activity. The transcript has 5 exons. The record is from RefSeq and is a predicted model, not a curated record.
AUUCUGUCGUUGGUGCAUAGUGAUUGAGGGUGGCUGAAUGGUUGAAUUAGCUGUUAGACGUUUGGUUGCUGGAGGCGGUUGGCAAGGUGGCGGACAACGGCAGACCACCAUAGCACUCGGUCCCAGUAAUCCUCAACCACCAAAGGUAGCUCUUCUUCUCCCCAGGCCAAGCUGCAUAACUCCACUUCCACCAUGAGCAACAAGGUACCUGCCCUCACCAAGCCGGCUCCUGCCUUCAAUGGGACAGCGGUGGUGGACGGGCAGUUCAAGGAGAUCUCGCUGACGGACUACAAGGGAAAGUACCUGGUCCUGUUCUUCUACCCACUGGACUUCACUUUUGUCUGCCCCACCGAGAUCAUCGCCUUCUCGGACAGGGCGGAGGAGUUCAGGAAGAUCGGCUGUGAGCUUGUGGCUUGCUCCACCGACUCCCACUUCUCACAUCUGGCUUGGAUCAACACUGCUCGGAAGGAGGGUGGCCUGGGCAAGAUGAACAUUCCCCUCCUGGCUGAUAAGUCCAUGGAAAUCUCCCGGGCCUACGGUGUGCUGAAGGAUGACGAGGGGCUCUCCUUCCGAGGACUCUUCAUCAUCGACAUCCAGCAAAAUCUGCGACAGGUCACCAUCAACGACCUUCCAGUGGGGCGUGACGUUGACGAAACUCUCCGCCUGGUCCAAGCAUUCCAGUUUGUCGACAAGCAUGGGGAAGUGUGUCCCGCUGGUUGGAAGCCCGGCAGCAAGACCAUGAAAGCAGACCCCACAGGCAGCAAGGAGUACUUCAGCACCGAGAACUGAGGUGUGGCGGUAUCUACGAGUGUUUACAUGAGCGCGUGAUAACAGCUCUAGGGUAGCUUUGGGCAUGGAAGAGUGUUUGAAUUUUUGAAGGUAUAUGAGUGUUCCUUUGUAAUAAUUAUGGUCUUUUUCUGUUGAUUUUUAGUUUUAUUUAGGGAGUCUUGAUUCUGGAAAGUGUAUGUGAGGUUAUUUUUGUGCAUGGAUUAGCAUUUCAAUACUGGAAUGGAUUGUGGCAAUGUGCAAGUGUUCCAAAGUGGUCAUUGCCAUUUUAAUUUACCUCUUAUGUGCAAGUGUUUCUCAGUGGUCAUGGCCAGUUUAGUUUACCUCUUACAUUUUGGUUCAUAGUCUUGAAUGCAACAAUGUUUUCAUGCAAGGAGAAUUCAUAUACUCGAGCAACUCCCGUAAAAUUAAGUAUAUUCAUGCCAAGGAUAAUUACCAGUAUUUCCAUGAGGCUUUCCAAGGUAUAUGAAUGCUAAUGUACACUAGUUAUUGUGUUACCUUGAAUGUAACAAUGUUUUCACACGAGUGCUCACUAACCUGUCAGAAGAUUCAGAUACUCAAGCACCUCCUGUAAACCCUUAAGUAUAUUCAUGCCAGGAUAAUUACCUGUAUUUCCAUGAGGCUUUUCAAGGUAUAUGAAUGCUCCUGAACACUUAAGUUAUUUUAUCAUUUUUCCCUAUGAAGUAAAAAGCCAGUAUUUUCAAGCAGGGAGUAGGUAUUAAUCUAACUCUAGGACUUAUAGCCACACAGCAAUGGUUAGCUAUGUAUUACCUGCAGUAUUCUUGUAAUGCCAGUAAAAACUUUCAUUUUCACUUUUGUUUCGAUGAGUGACAGCUGUGAACGGAAUGACCAAUGGCAGCGGCAGUGAUAAGAUUUUCACUUGCCUCAAAAUGCAGCUGAGUGAGGGAACGAAUGUCAGCUUACACAAAUAAUAAAGUAUCUUGAAUCAUA